UUCAUCCACUUUCCACAAAGCAACAUUUGUGCAUGUCAUAAUCUUAUUUAUCUUUGAUUUACAGGAGGAAUUUAUUGUUUCUAGUUUCAUUGCCAUGGCAAAAUGGUCACUCUUAUUUCUAUACUUUUUCCAUGGACAACUUCCACUCAUGUUUGGGCAGCAGCAGCGCCCAGCUGGACCCUGGUGGCAGCGGAUUCAGUGGGAGAACAACGGGCAGGUUUAUAGUUUAAUGAGCACCGGGUCAGAGUACCGAGCUCCAGUUAGGUCCAGAAGCCAGUCGAGGGUUUAUGUGAGCGGCAGGAGGGAUGGCAGCUGGAGCCACAUGCCGGGAGCGCACAGAGGAGCCACGCUUGUAAGACCCGGACAGGCUGAGUCCAGACAGUUCAGAACUGAUCACGGUGUGGAACCAGGAUCUAUCACGCCAGGACGCGAUGUUAGACAAUAUGUGCCUUUUAAUGCUCGUGCGUCAGUGGCCAGACAGCCUCCUGAGCGCCCUCGCGGAGCAGGAGCUGCAGGUUCUCCGGGCGCACGGCGCUCUAUCCCUGAACCCACUAACACCAUCAAUGCCUCUGCAUCGGGGAGAUUAACAGAACUUCCCGGCAGGAGAGGACGCGUCGAUGCUACUGCACUGUACACCAGAGGAGGAGAACCGGGGCCCGGUGCGCAAAACCAACAGUUACGCGCAGUGCCAGAGGUGAUGUCUGUCUCCAGGCAACCCGUGCAGACGGAUCAAUCCAUCUCAGCAUAUCCCACAACUCUGGAAAGGGAACCUGAGGCUCCUGCUCCAUCCCCUGCAUUUGGUGAGGAUGUUUCAAACGAGCCAAACGGUAACGUAGAGGACAUGGUUAACGACGACCCUCGAAACCCGUUAAAAAACCACAGGAAUUCUGUUUUCUACAACUCGUAUCCCGCAAGAGGGAGGUCAGCGGCCCGCACGCGCCGUCCACCUGGCACAGGGUAUGGAACAAGAUAUUUUCAAAACGGACUACCGGACCUCGUGCCAGACCCAUAUGCCAUCCAAGCAGGUGCUUAUAUCCAGCGCAUGCAGAUGUUUGCGCUCCGCUGUGCAGCUGAGGAGAACUGUCUAGCCAGGUCGGCUUAUGGACCGUCCGUGAGAGACAUCGACUUCAGAGUCCUGCUGCGGUUCCCCCAAAAAGUGAAGAACCAAGGCACCACUGACUUCCUUCCUGUCAAGCCGAGAUAUCAGUGGGACUGGCACAGCUGUCACCAACACUACCACAGCAUGGACGCCUUCAGUCACUACGACCUGCUGGACGUCGUCACUGGACGUAAAGUGGCCGAGGGACACAAGGCCAGUUUUUGCCUGGAGGACACGGGCUGUGAAGCUGGAUUCAGGCGGCGUUACGCCUGUACGUCUCAUACACAGGGUCUGAGCCCGGGAUGUCAUGACGUCUACGCUGCCAACAUCGACUGUCAGUGGAUCGACAUCACUGACGUGCCUCCAGGGAACUAUAUCUUAAAGGUGACUGUCAAUCCCAAUUUCCACGUCCAGGAGUCAGACUUCACCAACAACAUCGUGAGAUGUGAUAUCUCGUACACAGGAAGUUAUGUCCAGACACGCAACUGUCGACUAUCAAGGGGUUGAAAUCGUCCUAUCAUCUCUCUCUGUACUGUGCAGCAGCAUCGACCAAAAAGUGCAAUUGGUGCUCGUGUUUAAUUGUAACCGCUAUAGUCUAGUGUUGCAUUUACUGGAAAUAAAUACAAACGUUUACACAUAUUUUGUACAUUAAACUGGUGACAUCCUCAGAUUUAAUUGAUUAUGUAUGUCUACAAAUGUGCCUUAAGUCAUAACAAAAAGAUAUCUUUAUUUGUUGCCUUAACAAAUACAAGUA
Cottoperca gobio is the source of this 1853-nucleotide messenger RNA. Its product is annotated as protein-lysine 6-oxidase-like. The transcript has 7 exons. The coding region runs from base 95 to 1606 and encodes 503 amino acids. The record is from RefSeq and is a predicted model, not a curated record. Gene Ontology annotation, biological process: collagen fibril organization; peptidyl-lysine oxidation. NCBI's taxonomy places the organism in Eukaryota, Metazoa, Chordata, Actinopteri, Perciformes, Bovichtidae. Gene Ontology annotation, molecular function: copper ion binding; protein-lysine 6-oxidase activity.